GUUUUGGGCUUAUUGAUUCGAAGCGUCAAUUUUUGAUGCACUUCCCGUGGUUCUGUUGCUGCAGCCGAGGUCCUAACUUCAAGCGAAAAUGGAUCGAUCGCAGGAGUACCCUGAAGGCACUGAUUUCGUUGUGCUACUGUGGUUGUGCUGCUCUUACGGGCCUUCCCAACACAAUGUAACGAAAGCAUCCAGCGGGCGUUCUGCUUCUCCAUUACAACCACGUUUGUAAAGGCGCCCAUCCGCGUUGCAUAAGAACUCGAACGGACGAACCGUGCGGGGUCUUUUUCCCAUUGCCUGCCAUUCUCGAGUGCUUCUGCUUCUACUUCAACUGCGCGGUUUAAUGUUCACCGCGGGUAGUAGACCUUGCUUCUUGUGGUUGCUAUCUUCCUUGCCUUUGCCUUUGCAAAAGGGAAUCAUUCGAUAGAACCGUCGGUCGUCUGCAUCGGGUCGAGAAAGACAUUUUUUACAAACUCGACAAAAUAAAGACACUUCAUUUCUUUGCUCGCUCUUUUUCCUUUUUGAAGAGAACCCCACUUAACGUAGGGGGCAAAUCGUUUUGUUUCUUGAGAAACUGCACAGACCAUCACCACGUGCACAGAAAUGACUUUACCAGCUACACUUUAUUCAGUCAAAGUGUACGGAGCACACUAAACGAUUCAGUAGCAUUUACAUGAUUUCGAAACAUCAUUACCAUGGCCAUGGGUGUGUGUGUGUGUGUGUGUGUGUGUGUGUGUGUGGGCUUCUUACCCUGGGAAGAGCCUCCCAGCGAAUGGCCGUUAUUCCGUUUAUUGAUCCUACCCUCGAAAAAAACCCUCCGACAUCGUCGAAGGUCACCAAAACUGGAGGUCCUCUUGUGUGAUCCUCUUCUAGGAAAAGCUAACACGUUUGAUAUUCCCUCUCGGCAAGAAUAAUCAAUUUCUUAGGCUUCUUUCAGGAGCGCUCUUCAAGUUUUGCAACAGUAAUUAAAAAUAGCUCUCAUGACCAUAAAGUACCCUUCUCACUUCUCGUAUCUCGGAUGACACAAUCAAAUUAGCUACAAUAAGACUAAUUUAAAUAAUAGUAAUACUUGCGCGGCUGAAAUAAAACUAUCUGUCCGUACCUCUCCAUAGGGAUGGCCACUCGGGCAAUAAAUCUUCGCCGACACUACACACUCUUAUCCUCAAAAAAAAAGUAAAAACAGAAGCUCCGGCUUAUAAGGCACCAAAUCGUCCGUUUCAUGGCCUCAUCCCUUACCUCUAAACGAGCCCCAUUUGCAUUUGCUAGACGAGGGCGCUUAUGAAUAAAAUUAUCGGUACGGAGUUCCUUCACCGAAGGAAACUCCCCAGAUGGAUUGGGGGGCCGAACAAAACGAACCCAGCUGUGGUUGUUUUUGUUUUUCGUGCGUAUUGGGGAGGUAUUAUCUAGGGGGAAAAGGUUUUGCUGUUUUUGCCUUCCUUCCGAAGUGAAACCCGAGUGUUUUCUACAUAAUUCUUCUACGAUAAACAGAUUCUCCUGUUUGUUUGGUUCAUUUCGCCCCGGCCCCCCGCUAGAUAUUUAUUUAUUUUGUCCGUGCUGUACCUAUUUCUCUGUACCGAGAAACUAGCUCGGGUAGAGCUUAGCGAGGGAAAGCACAUUUAAAUUUCUAUGAACUUUGUGCUACCCAGCAUGCCGUACACGUGUCAGCGUAAUGCACUUUUAGUGUACGAUAACAUUCGCUCCAUUCGCCAGAUGUAUUUCAUCCGGGAUGAUGGAAAGAACGUAGAGAAAAUCUUCAGCACACAUGUUGGCUUCCAUCGGUUAUAUCAAAUUAUCAACCCGUAAUGUGAUGAAAAGCUCAUUCGCUCAUGAAUAAUUUUUUAACCAUCAAACCCAGAGCUAGAGCUAAACAGGACUGCUCGGGGAAAACUCGGUGCGCACUGAACGUUGUUUUAAACUUUCAGGAAGAAAUGUAAACAUCGCUUCGAUGUGAUGAUGAAUAUGAGGACUGUUCGAGACAUCUCUAACUAAGAAAAUAUAUAUUAAGUUAACUACAUGUAUGGUUGAAAUGGCGCCGAUCUUUGAUACGGUAGGACAAAGUUUCGAAUCCUACCCGGAUCUAUUCACCCUACGAGUCAAGGAAGCCAGUAAUAGUAUACCAAGACCUCUCGAGGUUCUUGUGCCAAAUAAUCAGGAGGUCUACACAAAUUUAUUGUUGUAUAUGCCUUCUACUGGUCAACAAUACCAUUGCGACUCCUCCGAUACGCUUAUUACAAAUAAUUACAACUAACUGUUCGAUAGACAAAUAAUAUUCAACUUCCUAUAGUAUGAAUAAAAUAAAUUUUCACAAUUUCUUACAAAAUCAUGUAACAAGCUGUAAUCCAUCAGAAAAUGCCUGAAAUUUUUUUGUUGAUAAAAUUCGUUUCAUCAAACAUCGUCCGGACGUCACUGCACAUGUCCGCACGGUGAGCCUUCUAUCCAACGUCAGUUUGACGUUUACGCGCUCCGCCGUUUGUUUACAUCGCGCGUUCGCUCACGCAAAAGGCACGGGAAUUCGCAGAGGCUAAAACGCACCCGAAUCAAACAAAGUGUCCGUGUAUUUUUUUGUUCUAAUUUGCCGGCACGCUUUCUCUCCUUCCUUUUCUUUGCCAGCCCCAUAUAGUCCGCGUAGCCCACGAUGCUGGAAAUUACGUGCAACGAUCGGUUGGGCAAGAAGGUGCGCGUAAAGUGCAACCCGGACGAUACGAUUGGUGACCUGAAAAAGUUGAUCGCCGCCCAGACCGGCACGCGCUACGACAAGAUAGUGCUGAAAAAGUGGUACACAAUCUAUAAGGAUAAUAUCAAGCUGGCGGACUACGAAAUCCACGACGGUAUGAACAUCGAGCUGUACUAUCAGUAGAGCCUCGGAUGUGCGCCGGCGAAUGGUUCGAAAGGUGGCAGCAGCCUCUGUGCUACUGCUGCUGGUGGCUGUUGUUGUCAUCGUAUCGAUUUUUGGCGUCGCUGCUUGGCGUGACCGCAGCAGAAAUAACCGAGCUGUUGGAAGGUGGAAUCUGAGCGAAAACUAAACAACGGCUAGGACCACAAAUGCACAUUAAUAUUGAGUGAAGGAGAAACGGAGCGCGUUACGGAGAGCAGGAUGAAAGGAAACGUAUGAAGAGAGGCAAGAGAUUUUAAGAUAAGCUUGAGGUAUAACUAAAACACAAUAAGCAUUCAUACUGUGACUGUUGGAAAGGGAAAAUAAAAAUUUACUAAAACUGAACA
Messenger RNA from Anopheles stephensi (Asian malaria mosquito), 3216 nucleotides. It is a transcript of the gene ubl, whose product is annotated as ubiquitin-like protein 5. Gene Ontology annotation, biological process: protein modification process; mRNA splicing, via spliceosome. Bases 2633 to 2854 code for a protein of 73 amino acids. The record is from RefSeq and is a predicted model, not a curated record. Gene Ontology annotation, molecular function: protein tag activity; protein binding. Gene Ontology annotation, cellular component: cytoplasm; nucleus. The transcript has a single exon. NCBI's taxonomy places the organism in Eukaryota, Metazoa, Arthropoda, Insecta, Diptera, Culicidae.